CCGAAGUUGUUAAAAGUUUAUGAUCCAUAUCCUUCAGGAGCAAUGUUACAUCAUACUCCUUUUUAGCUAUCCUCUGUACGACAAAACAGAAACACCUCAAGUGACCCAGACAUAAUCAAACAACUAUAUCCAAUAACCAUUGAAACAUAGCGAUUCUCAGUCGUCUCAAAAACACAAGCAGAACACAACCUCCCGAGAUGUCAAAAUUCUCUCUGACGGGUCGCGUCGCCGUUGUCACGGGUGGUGGCCGGGGUUGUGGGCUUGCUUUUGCCCAAGGUCUUGCUGAAGCAGGGGCUGAUGUCGCCAUCUUCGACUUGAUCGACCCAGACCCCGUCGCGUUUGAACAACUCUCCGCAGCAACUGGUGUUCGAGCAAAGGCAUACGUUGUGGAUGUAACAUCGGUUUCAAGCUUGGAGAAAGGCUUCGCCUCCGUUGCGACCGACUUCGACGGUAAGCUGGACAUCUUCGUUGCUUGCGCUGGUGUGAACAAGAACGUGGAAUUUCUCGACACCGAAGAGGCAGAUUUUGACAGGCUCUACGGGGUCAAUUGCAAGGGACUAUACUUCUCCGCCAAGCUUGCUGCAAAGGCCAUGAUCUCGAACGGGACCAAAUACGGCAGCAUUAUUUUCGUCGCCAGCAUUGCAUCUCAUAUUGCGAUUCGCUCACAACGGUCUACUGCUUACUGCGGUACCAAAGGCGCCGUUCGAGCGAUGGUGGCGCCUAUCGCUGCUGAGCUGGACAAGCAUGGCAUCCGCGUCAACUCAAUCUCUCCCGGCUACGUGAGAACCGAGAUGACAGCCCCUUUUCCCGACCUUCUGGAGAGUUGGAAGGACGAAAUCAUGAACGGUAGAGUUGCAGAGCCAGAUGAUAUCAAAGGUGCAUGCGUCUUUCUGGCCAGCGAUGCUAGCAGAUACUGUCAGGGAAGCGACAUUGUGGUUGACGGAGGUGUCACAAAAUGGUAGUACCAAUAUGGAUUCCCAAAAGAGUUACCUUAGG
Molecule: messenger RNA, 996 nt
Organism: Colletotrichum navitas
Lineage: Eukaryota; Fungi; Ascomycota; Sordariomycetes; Glomerellales; Glomerellaceae
Product: short chain dehydrogenase
Exons: 3
Coding region: 198-962 (254 amino acids)
Cellular component (GO): intracellular anatomical structure
Molecular function (GO): oxidoreductase activity, acting on NAD(P)H, oxygen as acceptor
Source: RefSeq, a predicted model, not a curated record